AGAUGCAGCAUCGACGACCACAAAAAUGGCGGUAAUCCUGCCGAGCAAGACAGCCGACAGUUUGUUCCGCGUCGAGCAAACCACGCUCCGGCUGUUUGGCCUCGAGUGCUACUCUGCCAUGCGAUGCUUGCGUCCAUCAAGUCGUUCCAACGACGCGAACGUGGUCCGAAGCUCUGGCUCCCUAAAUCGUUUCCUUGAAGGCCGAGUAUCCGUAGCGUGAUCACAUAACGAUAUCUAGCGGACGGGUCUUCAUUUUCGCUUUGUCGUUCCCAUGAGAACAUCCGCCAGCUCACCCCGCGCUACCCGUGAGCGUCAGCUCCUCGCCGAUCGCCUCGCCAAGCGCAAAGCUCGCUCAACAUACUUGGCCGAGCGCAGUUCGCUUCAGAGCACUCUCGAAGCCCUCAAUCUUCAGUAUUUUGCUAUCAAGGGCACGCAACUCCCGUGGCAAGACAUUGCACUCGCGCUGCGCGAGACCUCGGAGACUAGUAUUGUCGAGAACCGUGAGCUCCGCGCUCGAGUGAGCAAGACAGCUCGGAAUGUGGAGCGACUGUGCCGAUGGUUUCAGUCUAUGCAAGCGCCACAGCGACUUCCCGGCUACGUGUCGGACGGCGCGUGGCUUGACGUGACGCUGGUUGCCGAGCCAUUGACACGUCAACUGGGCUACGACUGGGUUGGUAAGCAGCUCUACCACAGCACGUCGGCGCGGCUGAGCCCGCGGCUCUUUCCGCACGUAUACGAAGACUCGAUCAAGGUCGAGUGGGGCGUCCGAGGGCGCAAGCUCGUGCUGCAGAAGGUCAUCCACGCCAGCCAAGAAAUCGUCGCCAAGGCGAUCUGGGCUGCCAACCGUGCCGUGUCGACCGAUGCAUUGCCCGAGGCGGACCGCGGAAGCAUAGAGGUGCUGCACGACGAGAGGACGUCGACCGAGCGCUGCAGCUACGUCAAAGAGACGUUUCACUGCCCGAGUGAGAUGCGCGACCACUGCUCUCGAGCUUUUCAUAAGCGGUUUGAUGAGCCCGACCGCAUCAUCAUAGCGUACCGCACCAUCUCGAGGGACGACGUCCACCCUGGUCCCCGCGAUCCCGAAGAGAGCCUCGAAUGGAAUGAAAUCCGACGCAUCUCGGCCACCUCGUGUCUACUGCGCACUGUCAACUCGCUCGAGCCGCAUGCAGCCUUUUCCUCAGUCCUCGACUAUGUCAAGACGCUGUACCCCGACCUGUACGAGCGCGAGGUCGUCGAGUACGCGACGCAGGUCGCUGACACUGCGUCCCUCGAGCAGCACAUGCGUCGGUUCCUACUGCAGCGUGCGGCGUGGAUUGCAACCGACUACUUUCAGCACUUGGACCGCGCGGUGGAGAGCGUGCUGGCGCAGCCCGAUGUCUUUCCAUAUUAGAGUGAUGAUUCACACUUUAUGCAAUGCAGUGAUUUUAUGCUGGGUUCAAA
This is a messenger RNA of Saprolegnia diclina VS20, 1440 nucleotides long. RefSeq lists its product as hypothetical. The coding region runs from base 272 to 1390 and encodes 372 amino acids. Lineage: Eukaryota; Oomycota; Saprolegniomycetes; Saprolegniales; Saprolegniaceae. The transcript is spliced from 4 exons. The record is from RefSeq and is a predicted model, not a curated record.